AUGCCUCAGCAGCAUGGCUCCACCACUAACAUUGUGUACCCCUACACUAAUCCGGUUGCUUUCUCUUCGUCCAACCCCACUAUAUCAUUUUUCUCUUUCAACAGUGCUCAUGCAUCUUCCGUCUUACUUCCUAGCAUGGUAUCUGGCAGUUCUGCAUUGGCAACAUCUCUUCCCAUUGAUGUGGCAACAUCAACAAUGUCAGUCACAGCAGAAUGUUGGAAAAAUAUUCAGGCUAGUGCCAUUGCUCUUUGUGGGAAGUCCCCUACAUCGUCAGGCCAUGGAUGGACAGCAAGUAUUGCUGAUAGUACCACAUCCAGGAGGAGUAAAGGGAAGUGUGCACGUUCAGAUGAAGGUGAAGAGGCACACGCAUGUGUAACUGAGGCUGACUUUCUCAAGAAGGUUAUGGGGCCUAUUAUUGCAGAUGCCGAUGAACGUUCAAAUGACAAAAAGUGCCUGAAGGGCAUUCAGACCAUCGAGAGCAUCCGAAACAAGAACUUGAAGCUCGAAUACGAUAUCACAUCACUCUGGCGAAAAAGGGUUAAUGUGGAACACAAUAUCGAGAUAGAGAAGAUGCGUAUUGCAGCUGAAGUGGAGGUUAAAAAGUAUGAGAUUGAGAUGCGGUACAAAAUGGACAGGGGACAGGAACCUGAACUGUCAUCAUCUGCUUCUGUCAACGCCGAAUUUUCUAGGUCAUCUUUUGCCCAUUCUACUGUGUCUAUUCAUCCCCCACUCGAUAAUUUUGAUGCAGCACUCGCAAAUAGUGACCAAAGUGACCCUCGUGGUCUUACUAACAUGCAGCCUCUGCUGAACACGCUAUCACCAUCUAUUCCUGCUGCUGCUGGUGACUUGCAUUCUUGCCAAUCUCAAGACUAUUUUCAAACCGGAGAUUACUUGUUCGACUCCCAAAUCCAUUACCAGCAAGGCAAUGAAGACAACAGUGGGCUGAAUGUCAUGCAUGGUAGUGCAUUCAGCAUUCACACAGUAUGA
Messenger RNA from Serpula lacrymans var. lacrymans S7.9, 987 nucleotides. RefSeq lists its product as uncharacterized. The record is from RefSeq and is a predicted model, not a curated record. The transcript is spliced from 3 exons. Bases 1 to 987 code for a protein of 328 amino acids. NCBI's taxonomy places the organism in Eukaryota, Fungi, Basidiomycota, Agaricomycetes, Boletales, Serpulaceae.